AUGGUGUUAUUUUCGGAUAUAGUGGACUUUACUCUCAGCUCGUCGCUGCAGCACUUCAUCCCUGCGGCCCUGCUGGUUGCGACUCCCAAGGGCUCUCCAUACCGCUACCUCGCGAUCCCACUUUUGAUAUUGAUGGGGAGCCUUUUCGUACGACCAAUGGAUCUCACAGCAUAUGUGCGAGCCAAUGCGAUCGGUUCUACUUUCACAGUCGUGAUCACGGCAAUUAAUCUUCUGCUGGUCAACCCAUUAGAUGAACGCGAUCUCGCGCGCGAGAAGCCAAACACAUUUUUCCGCUCCGGCCAUGUCUAUUACACAUUCGAAGUCUUUCUUAUGCCCCGUGGGAUUGCUACUCCGAGGCAGGUGAAGAAUGUUCCUGAGCAACCUGCCUACCUCACUCGACACGGCAAGGAGAUCCCUGUUGGCCGCUUUCUGCUUAGACAGGUUGUGAUACUCGCUUGGCAGUUUUUGGUUGUUGAUCUCUUCCAAGAGCUCGGUCGCCAGCGAGCAUUGGAGUCGGGCUACCAACCUGGCUUCAAGCCUAUUCCAUAUGAUGUCCCGCUGGAAAAAUGGAUUGAGCGGGGGGCUACCCAUAUCCUGGCCUGGUUCAUUAUCGGCCGACUUUUGAUCGACUGCCCUUUCAGACUUGCGUCUAUCCUAUUCGUUGGGCUUGGACUGGACACACCUGCGAAUUGGCCACCGGCAUUUGGCCGUCUGAAGGAUGUGUAUACGCUGCGACACUUCUGGAGCAAAUUCUGGCACCAGUUCCUGCGUCAACAUUUUACUGGGAUGAGUAAUUUCAUUUCUCGCGAUGUCCUCCAUCUCUCUAGGCCAUCCAUCCUGGAGCGGUACACGAACGUCUUUAUUGUAUUCCUCCAAUCAGCCAUCAUGCACAUCAUGAUCGACUUUGUAGCCGGUAUCCCUUGGAAACUUUCCGGCACGGUGGCAUUCUUCAUGUCUUUUGUCCUGGGGUUCAUGAUUGAGGACGGCGUGCAAGCUUUGUGGAACAGUAUCUUCCCACCGACGAAAACUGAGGAUGGGAAAAUCCUCACGCCGCUGUGGAAGAAGGUCGUCGGUAUGCUUUGGACUAUGACCUGGAUUGCUGUUUGGUCCACACCAUACUUGGAACGGAGUAUGCAGCUGCCUGCGAAUGAUCUUAUGCCUAUUGGCGUGGUCGACAAAACUGGGGUGACGCCAGUCGGAGGAGCGAUCUGUGUUGGUGCCAUCCUUCUGUGUCUUACUGUUGGUCCUGAGAUCUAG
Molecule: messenger RNA, 1257 nt
Organism: Penicillium argentinense
Lineage: Eukaryota; Fungi; Ascomycota; Eurotiomycetes; Eurotiales; Aspergillaceae
Product: wax synthase family protein
Exons: 2
Coding region: 1-1257 (418 amino acids)
Biological process (GO): lipid metabolic process
Source: RefSeq, a predicted model, not a curated record